AUGGGCACUACCAUCCCGCAAUUGAAGGUGCUCUUCGUCGCUCACAUCCCCAAUCUCUUCGAUCUCAGAUCGAAUUUCUGCGAUUUUUCUUCCUUUUCAGAGCAAUUUACAGAUUCUAGAUCCGAUUCUCUCUGGACGCAGGAGCAAUUCGACGUUUCCUCGAGCUGGAAAGAUGUUCUGGCGAAUGGCGGGAUUGUCGACGGCGUCUGCCGUGAGUUUUUUCUUCUCCCUGACCUAUUUAAUACGUUCGUGUGUAUUAUAUGUGAGGAGAAAGGCACUCCAUUGAGACGAGUUUUCGCUGUUUGUUUCUAUCCUGGACGCGUUUCAUGUCGAUGGAUUUACCGCCUUAGGACGAAUGUGUUGGAGGUGAAGAGAUUGAGAUUUCCGGUUGAGGCAAUUUUGGAUAAAGAUAGUUUCACAUUAGAGGAACUUCUUGACGAGGACGAAAUUAUUCAAGAAUGCAAAGCCCUGAAUGGACGACUCUUGAAUUUUUUGAGAGAAAGAGUGCAAGUAGAACAACUGAUUAAGUACAUAAUAGAGGAGCCUCUCGAGGAUGUGGAAAAUAAGCGAACAUUCAAGUUUCCGUUCAUUGCCUGUGAAAUUUUCACAUGUGAGAUUGAAAUGAUACUGAAAACACUAGUCGAGGAUGAGGAGCUUAUGUUAUUGCUUUUUUCGUUUUUGGAAGCUAAAGAAACCCAUAACUCAUUGCUUGCCGGGUACUUCAGCAAGGUUGUCAUUUGUCUGCUGGUGCGGAAGACGAUCCCUUUCAUGCAAUUCAUAAAAGAUCAUCAAGAAAUACUGAAGCAGCUUGUUGAUUUGAUUGGUAUUACAUCUAUAAUGGAGGUUUUAAAACGUCUGGUCGGUACUGAUGAACACCUUUAUUCAAACUACACAAGUGCAAUGCAGUGGGUUGAAGAUACAAAUGUUUUAGAGAUGAUUGUAGACAAGUUUGGCUGCUCGGAUUCUCCCGAGGUACAUGCCAAUGCAGCUGAAAUUCUUUGUACUGUAGCAAGAUACGCACCCCCUGGUCUUGCAACAAAACUUUCUAGCCCCAGCUGCACUGGAAGGUUGUUAAAACAUACUUUAGAAAAUUCACGGCCUAAGUCUGUUCUGGUUAAUUCAUUGUCUGUAUGCAUAUCCCUGCUGGAUCCUAAGAGGUUUACACUGGGGACUUAUCAUAUAUAUGGUCGUCAACUAACCCAUGGAAGCAUGUUGAGCGUUGACUUCUUGAAUGCUAUUUUCCCUAUUGUGAGAGAUGUGGUUGGGUUGGGAAGAAAGAAUAAUGAGUUUGUUUUUGUGGGAUUCAAAACCUGCAACCAGAUUUCUAUGCAUAUCGUAGAAUUUAUAUCAGUCUUACUCACAGUCGGUAGUGAAGCAGCGGAGAAGGAAGUGAUUCGACUUGGUGCGGUGAAAAGAGUGUUGGACUUGUUCUUCGAGUAUCCCUACAACAAUUUUUUGCAUCACCAUGUUGAGAAUGUAAUUCUUUCAUGUUUGGAGAGCAAGAACUCUCAACUUCUUGACCAUCUUCUUAGUGAGUGCAAUCUUAUUGGGAGUAUACUAGAGGUGGAAAAAGAUUCCAUAUUAACAGCUGCUGAUUCUGAUAAGCUUCAGCCUACAGUUCCUGCAGAGGGUAGAAAGCCACUCAGGAUUGGAAACAUUGGUCAUUUGACUCGUAUUUCGAACAAACUUCUUCAGCUAGCUAAUACCAAUGUCGAAAUUCAGUCACAUUUGCAGGAAAAUAGCAAAUGGGUGGAUUGGCAGACAGAUGUCCUGUCGAAGCGCAAUACAUUGGAAAAUGUUUACUCUUGGGCCUGCGGGAGGCCAACUUCACUCCAUGAUCGUAAUAGAGAUAGCGAUGAUGAUGAUUACCACGAUAGAGAUUAUGAUGUGGCAGCCCUAGCAAACAACUUGAGCCAGGCCUUUAGAUAUGGAAUUUACAGCAAUGAUGACAUGGAUGAGCCGUUUACUCCAGUAAGUCUUGCAAGAUCAUGGGUUUCGAUUGUUGAAACAAAGGAGGAAAUCGAUUUGUUCCUGAAAUAUGAUAACAUAGUGAAAUCUGAUGCAAAUAGUGUUGAUGUCUUGGACCACUGGGCCCAAGGCUCUAUGGAACGCGAUGAUGAGGAUGUCUACUUUGAUGACGAAUCUGCAGAAGUCGUCAUAUCUUCCUUGCGCCUUGGAGAUGAUCAGGAGAGCGAUUCACUGUUCACAAAUUCAAACUGGUUCGCUUUCGAUGAAGAAAAGGCUGCGAAUGAGCGCUCAAUGAGCUCAAUCACUUCUCCUUCACCCAAUGCUGAUGGAGAUGGUGAUGAUGAUGAUGAGGAUGAUGAUGAUGAUGUCGUCAGAGGUGAAGCUGAAGACUUCAAAGACACUGCGGCCUCUUCCCCAUCUGUUGAUAUGGAAACAGAGGAUUCUACAUCAAAGAAUCCUGCUGAAAACCCGAGUGAACCAGAACCUGAAAAAUCACCUGCUUGGGUUGAAUGGAGAGAGACCUCUGAGUCCACCACUGCGCCUUCUUCCAACCCAGAUGAAGCUACCACCAUAUUGCCCAAUGGUGAGGUUCAAAUCGAGAAAGAGGAUGAUACGGAUAAAACAAGUGCUGAGAAUUCACCAGCAGGAGGUGCAUGUGGUGGUGAUGAAGCGAAAGAGAAGUCGCCAGAUGCAAGUGGCGUUGCAACCACCGAGAACUUGAGAGAUUCCGAUCCCGAUGCAUCAAAACCAAAUGAGGAUGAUCAAAGCUCUGAAACUGCAAUCCCCCAGGAAGCAGCAGGAACAGAUGCCAAAGAAACGGAAGAUGCUGUGAAGGAACCAGAGAAGAGCAUUGCUCAAGAGUUUAAAAUGGAACUUUCGAUAAAUGUCGAAGUUCUCUUGCACACGAUUGUAUACUUAUCAGAAAUUUAA
Messenger RNA from Thlaspi arvense, 2898 nucleotides. NCBI's taxonomy places the organism in Eukaryota, Viridiplantae, Streptophyta, Magnoliopsida, Brassicales, Brassicaceae. The record is from the annotation of a GenBank genome assembly.